GUGGACCUCUACUGUAAUAUAGCUCAGGUAGCAAGGAUUGAAAACGUCUGACAAAAAUAUUUUGGUACAAAAAAUGUAGUUUUCCCGGAAGUGAGAGUGAUUUUUCCUUUUGCAGAGGAAAUAAUGGUGGUGUUUGAGGUGCGAAUGUUUUCCUGCUGCAGCACCCACGCAAAAAUCCGGGACGAGUGUCCCUGAAAAUUGUUGUUUUAGAAGCCCCCGCAAUGAUUUGGUACAAUAAACUCCUGGCCAAGAAGCCCCAUCUCAUUCUUGUGGCUGUGGCUGUCUUCUGUGUGGCAUGUAUAGUCGUUGCACUCACAACAAGGCGCUUCCCGGACUUCUCAGACCCCACACUGGGAUUCGAGGCACGAGGUACAACGAUAAGCCAACGAUUGACAGCUUGGAGGAAUCUCCUCGACGAAACACGUCCCUCUGGGCGCUUAGUGGCAAAUCCUCUUGAUGAUUUUCAAUCCGUAGAAAUCCCAGGAUCUCGCAGGAGGAAGAUUAAAGGCCCCCGGGAGCAGAAGAAGCGCAAAAAGAAGAAAAUUCCCCUCCCAGAGAAGAUAAAAAUCAUUAAGAAUCUCCCUGCAAAUGGAACAUACGACCUGCCGGAGGAUUACGAUUCCCCGGAUAAUUUGACCCUGAACUCCAGGCAUGAGCACUGGGACUAUGGCAGGAAUAUCUCCUACGUGAGCGAUGAGUCCACAAAGAAGCGGAAUAAACUGAAGAAGGACAAUUGGAUAAAGUUGACCAAGAUGUACCCACCACCGCUCACAACGGACGUCCACACCACGUCCGAUGGGUUCUUCUGCGAAUCUCCCAACAAGGAAUACUCACACUUUGUUAUGCGCCGCAUCAAUCAUCAGCUCAAUGAGUCCUUGCUGGAGCGCAAUGCCCUCCUGGCCAUGUGUGACCUCGAGCAAAGAAUUGUCGGCACGAACUUCUACAAUGAUCUCUGUCAGCGUGAACUCACGUCCCAGCACUGCUGCCGCCCCUGGUCCAUCCCCAACUACGUCGCUCUGCUGACCAACCGCUCCACGUGCUUUGACAUUGAGGACGAAGACGUGGCCAUUGUGCGGGAACUUCUUCUGCAAUGCUUCCCGUACUAUCACAGCCUUAAGCUAAGCAACGACUGCGUCCACCUCAAGUGCAACGUUCCUGCGGAAUGUACGCAGUUCAAUGCAGUUUACAACAUCCUCCACUAUCUUGCUGAUGUUGAUUUUCUCACCAUUAAUGACUCAAAUGUUUUCCUGACAACCGCCAUGGUCUUCAUUCCCAUUGCACGGAGCACAAAGUCUCUGCCAUUUUUUCAUCAUUUAAUGGCGGAACCGUUGCGGAAUGAACUAAUUGAUGUGCCAGCAAUGGAUAUGGGCCUGAAGAAUGCCCUCUUCGAUGAAUGCCUCCUGUCAGAUGGCUGGCUCAUUGGGCUCGGGGGCAUUUUCAUUGUGGUCUGCAUGUGGAUGUACACGACGUCGCUCUUCGUCACAACCAUGACAAUUGUUGCCAUCGCCUUCUCCCUCGGCGUGUCCUACUUCAUCUACACACUCAUCUUUGAGCUGUCCUUCUUCCCAUUCAUGAAUCUUCUUGCUGUCGUGGUUAUCGUGGGAAUCGGCGCCGAUGAUGCUUUCAUAUUUAUAAAAGUAUGGCGAUGCUGUAUUGUGGAGAGGAUGAAAUCAAGUGGAUAUAAUUUCAAUUCGACAUCAUCCUUUUCCUCGAAUUUCUCCCAUUCGGACACACUGACGGACCUGAUGGGGAUGACUCUCAAACAUGCAGCACUGUCGAUGCUUGUAACAUCAAUAACGACUUCGGCUGCCUUUUACGCUUCCUUUGUCAGCUCAAUCACUGCAGUACGAUGUUUUGGCAUUUUUGCCGGAACGGCUGUUCUUGUAAAUUAUAUCCUGAUGGUAACGUGGCUUCCGGCUGCUGUUUCAAUUGCCGAAAGACUGAGUUGUUUCCCUUCCCCGUGUGGACUGUGCAAGACUCUCUGCACCUACGUGCAAAAUUUAAUGAAAAGACUUCGCCUAGCCGCUGAGAAGAUUGAAGAUUUUAUAAUUCUCCUUGUUCUACGAUACUCAAGUAUUUGGAUUGUUCUCUUGGGCCUAAUUGGCAUUGGAAGUGGCGUGAUUGUGCUGUACUGGCCAAAGCUGCGACUUCCGGAUUCGCCUGAUUUUAAACUCUUCGUCAGUAGUCAUCCGUUUGAGGUGUACGACAGUCAUUUCAAGGAGAUGUUCUGGUUUGAGAAGAUCUACACGUCAAGUGAGAGCUUUAAGCUUCCUCUGAGAUUUGUCUGGGGUGUGGAGCCUGUGGAUAAGGGGGAUUAUCUCAAUCCUGCUGCCCGUGGGCCACUCUAUCUCAAUCCUACGUUCAAUGUUUCCCUCCCGGAGUCCCAGACGUGGCUUUUGGAUUUCUGCCGGAAGCUGAGGAAUCAGACUUUCUAUCAGAACAGCACAGGGCUCUUGGUACCAAAUUGCUUCAUUGAGAACUUCUACACGUUCAUGAUGAGACGAUGUCUGGAUGCAAUGGCUGAGAUUGAUCGGACUCCUUGCUGUGAGAAUACAACGCGUCCCUAUGAUGCCUAUAUUUUCGACCAGUGCCUCCCUCAAUCAAUCUCCUCCCUCUAUGAGACUCCCCGGGAGUUUUUCAUUCCGGGCGUUGCUGGCCCGAAGUUUGCCCGCAAAGAUAAGGCAUCGAAUGUUUCUUUGGUUCGUGCUCUAGUUGUAGAAUUUGAUUCAACGCAACCCUUUACAAUGUCCUACUCAGAGAUUAGUCGCUUUGUUCGGGAUGUUGAGGAUUGGCUCAAGGGUGAAUUGGAAGCAGCCCCACCAGGAAUGCGGGAUGGAUGGUUCAUCAGUGAAUUGGAUUUCUACGAUCUGCAGGAUACGCUGUCGCAGGGAACACUCCUGGCUAUUUUCAUGGCCAUGGGAGUUGCUCUGUUGGUGCUCCUCCUGGUCACGCUGAACAUCCUCAUCAGCUUCUACGCCAUCGUCACCGUGACUCUGACGAUCUUUACAACAGUGGCUACGCUGGUGCUUCUGGGAUGGAAGCUGAAUGUCCUCGAGAGUGUAGCAGUAACCACGGCAAUUGGCCUAGCGGUGGAUUUUAGCCUUCACUACGGUGUCCACUAUCGCCUCUGCCCAGAUCCCGAUCGUGAGUCUUCCGUGAGAUUCGCCCUGAUGCGAAUGAUCGGCCCCACAUCGAUGGCAGCUGUAACCACUGGAAUUGCCGGGGCACUAAUGCUACCAUCGCACCUACUGGCCUACAUCCAAAUUGGGAUCUUCCUUCUGGUGGUCAUGACAAUAAGUUGGUUCUAUGCAACAUUCUUCCUGACGUCACUCCUUCGCGUUGUUGGGCCUCAGUAUGGGUUUGGGCAGUUCCGGUAUCCUUCACUGAGAAUCAGGGAUACAGCAAAGUCCGGGAAAAAUGGGCAGAAUCACGAGGGAACUGGCAGUAGAGAUGCCGGGCAGAGAGCAGUGUCGGAGCAACUUCUGUCCGCUUCGAGUUCAGCUGCGGGUGAUUUUGCGGGGUCGGAGUCCCACGAACUUGACUCUCUAACGUCGAAUUCCAUCAUUAAGCCCCCAACAACACUCGAAUACUCCCGUCCCAUCAACUUCGACAGGGCCUUCAAGAAAAAGUUCUCCUACCCACGCGAACAGAGUCCCUCCACGGCCAGUGCAAUCACGGUCGUCCUGCCUGAUGACAUUGCUCAGGAUGCUAAGCAAUUCUGAGAGUCUCUUCGGCGCCAGGUAAGGAAUUGUGUAAUUACUUCUUCGGCACACGGUCUCCAGCAGCGAUGACUCUGAGAUUUCAAUUAAGCUUCUUGGGCUUUUAGGGCAUUUCGGCAGAAUGAGUGGGGAAUCAAAGAAAAUGAGACGAGUUGUGUACACUGCGUGGCAGAAAUAUGGGGACAGAGUGCUGGGAAAAAAUACUUAAGAGUGUUUUUAAAGUUCUCAAGGAAAAUCUAUGGACAAUUAUAUUCAUAAAAGAGCUCCUAAAUUAAUUUCUCUUUAAUUUUAAUCAGAUUAUUCACUUGAAGAAUUUUUUUAAUUAUUUUAAUUUUGCUAAAGAGAUUAAAUUGACAAGGAAAAUUUAAUUUUAACGUUAUAAAAUUAAUUAAUUUUAACAGUUCCUAUCAAUUUGAAGGUUACUUCUGGUAAAAAUUUACUUAAACAGUAUUUUUUAAAGUAAGGAUCAAUGCAGGCUUAAUGAAAAGGACGUUAUGCACCAUAUACUUGAAGAAUAGAAGUUUUCAAAAUUUAAUAAAAUUCAGGGACGGUCAAAUAAUUUUGGAAAAUCGGGAAGCAAUUUUCAAGCUAAUUUUGGUACAAAAAAAUAAAAAUUUGCUUGAUUUUCUCAGUCGAGUGUGAAGCUUUAAAUGAAUUCAGUCUCAUUUUGGAAAUUUUUGAUUAAAAAUCGUAUUUUUUCUUCAAAUUACUUUGAAAAAUAUUUAAAAUUUGUAACCGAUUUUGAGACUUCAUAAUGUGCAUAAUAUUUUUCAUUUCCACCUCUUUAUUGCUUUACUAAUUUGAUAAAAAUUAAUUUGCCAAGAUCAAUAAAGAGUACGAGAAUUUUUUAAAAUAUUCUGAUAGUUAUUGUUCAAAAGACAUUUCGGAGAUAAUUCUGUCCUUCUUCAGGUCUAUGGAAAAAAAAAUUAAAACUAUUUUCACAAAAAAAACAUUCAUCGUGUCCUCAUAAAUCUGCCAUGUUGUGUAUUAGAAGGCACUGACUGCUGUUUAGGAGAAAAAGCCAUUAUCUUCCUUCCCACACUUUUAUCUAUAGAGGCCUCAACUUUGAUCUCUUUGUGGUACUUAAUGUGUUCUUAUAAGAAAAGAAUGUGUGUAUAUGGUGGAAGCUGGUGAAGGAGAAAAUCCUCAAGAGGAAAGUAAUUGUAUAAAUUAUAAGAGUAUCUUGCAAAACUUUUUCUCAUAUAACUUUCAUGAUGAGUUAUGUCAAAGAAAUAAAAACAAUAUAUACUUAUAUAUUUGUCUUAUCACGAGAAUUUUUCUAUCAUGUGUCUCACAUGGAUGUACGUGAGAAAAAGGUUUUUUCUUAUUAAGAGAAAAAAAAAAGAAAACUGCAUUUUAAUGAUCUGCCAAAAUGAGAAAUGUAUGUUAGUGCGAAAUAUUUACCUUUUAAAUGAGACAAAAAAAAACUCAAUCUGCGUAGUUUUUAUUGAGAAAGGGGAGAAGAAGAUAAAAAAAAAACUUAAUAAUAAAAUGAAGAAAAAAAAAUAAUUGACUGAUUUUAUAGACAAAUGAAAGAGUUUCAUGUAGAAAAUAUUUCUCUUUGCAAUUUUGCAUUUAAAAUAGAGUCAGGAAGAACUUUAAAGAAAAAAUACUUAUAGAAGAGUAAUGUGUAUGUAAUGUGGCAUAAAAAAUGGAGCAUAAAAGAUGUUGAACUUGCGUGUUUAUCUGUUGUUCUUUGUAAUAGAAUUUGUAUAUUACAGGGAAAAGCUAUUUAAUUUAGCAAUGAUGAAGAAAAUUCCUCUAUCUCGCGUUUUCUGGAUGUUUUCUUUCAUUAACUCCGCACAGUAUUUCACUUUUUAAUGAGCCACAGACGAAGAAGAAUGGAGCCGGGAGAGAUGUUAAUUGUGAUAAAGUUAAGUAAAGAGGAAAAUUAUGUUGGACACGGCAUAAAUGCAUUGUGUGUGGUGUGUGCAUUUGGUGAGGGGGGCGCAUGAGAUGAAGAAACUCAUCAAUUAGUUUGCAAAAGGGAUCUGUGAGUCAACAGGGUGGAUAAAAAAUCAAUAUUUGUUCCCUCAUUGAAUUCCUCUAUGCGGGGAUGACUUUUAUCCCGCUAGCACCCCGAAGAGUGUUUGCAUCUUUGAGUGGGUGCUCCCAUAGAGAUGAGUCCCUUACCCCCAUCUGUGUGAGGGUGGGUAUAGCGCAAAUAAUAAAUGAGAGGAAAUGGGAAAUUGCACAACUUUUGAUGAAGCAAAAGUGGGAGAGAAGCUUUUAAUUUCGAAAGGAAUUUUCCAUCGUGGAACGAUCAAAAUCUUUUUCAUUUUUUUUUCUUGCGCCACACGCACAUUUAAAUUCGCAGCCCUCAAUAAUUUAGCAAUUUUAAUAUUUGAACUUCAAGAUGGUCCUCCACCUCUGCCCCAUAACAUCCUAUAUUUAUGCAGACGAUCAGAGAAUAAAAUGAAAGGACCAUACUGUAUUUUACAUACAAUUAGACGCUUUUCUUUUAUAUACAUAAUUUUGAGGAAUCAAAAGAUUCAGAAGGAGUUCAUUCAUCAAAAUAUGGGACAUAAUUUUAUUCAAGGAAAUAAUCGAAGUUUAUGUAAUCAUGUAAGAGAUCGAAAAGAAUUUGGAAACUACCAAACACGUCAUUUUGCAUUGAAAUCAGCUGCAAAAGACGACAAUAAUUUGCAGAAAAUUCAAACAAUGACGUCACUGUUCUAUUUCCAUGAAACAUUCGCCCUGAUGUUUCCUCAUAAAGUUUUAACAGUAAAAUCAGUUUUUUAAAACGCUCCUGAAACUAUUUAAAAAAUAUUUUUACACUUGUUAUGAAAAUAUUUUCAAAAAUGCUUAAAGGGUAGUUUGUCUAAACUCAUCAAUGAAACAUUAGAGUAAUUGUUUCAUGGAUUAUAAGAUACAAAAAAAAGUGAUGGCGUCAUUCUUUGCUUUUUGGGCAAAUUACCGAUUAUUUGAUUCCAGUGAAACGUUGAUAAAAUCAUUUUGGCUUUUCUUGUUCCUGUCUGAUCCUUUACUACAAAGACUUCGAGUUUCUUUGAAUGCUUUGAAUUAUGUUCUAGAAUGAAAUCAUCGCAUGAACAAUGAAUGAGCUCCUUUUCAUUUUUUUUUGUAAAAAAUUUGCUUUUUUUAUAUUCUUGUUCUUAAAGAAACAUUUCUUUCUUUGCUUUAUAGUAUGUAAAAUACAGUAUGUAUUAUGCUCCUUACCUUUUUGCAAUUUUUAUUAACAACCUGUGUGAAUGUCUUUUCAUUUUAGGAAAAUAAAAAAGAAUCUCCCAAAUUUUGGAGGAAUUUUCCGCCCUUAUUUCCAAUUUAAUAUGAAUAUAAAAUAUUUUAAUUUGUACAUGCAAAUUGAUGUUGUAAAAUGAUGACAUUCCAUUAAAAGCUUUUCAUUUUGUGAUUUGCAAAUUUAUUAAACAAAAGGGACUCUCAUCGCUACUGGUAUUGCAGCGCGGUGUUGUGUUUAUUACUCCAGCAGAAAACCAAUAUUGUGUGCACUCCGCGUGUUCUGGCUCUUUCAUCAAAUAUAGAGAAAGGACGUGUAUGUGGAACAAAAUUGAAAAAUCUGUACAGAAAAUGUGCUCAAUGCUCCUUUCCGUGCAAUUUCUCACUCCACCUCUCCCUUUUGAAUUUUUCAAUUCAAUUCCCUCUUUCACGAGAGAGAGAGAAAUGUUUCGCCGCUAUUGUUGUGAUGCGAGGUGAAAAUUGUUUUGGAUAAUAAAAGAGAAAUAUAUACAUUAAAAAAUAUAUAUAUUUAUUGGGUGGAAAAAUAAUGUUUGUAUGCGGAGGAAGGAGAGAGAUAGGAAUGUCAUGGAGGUAGAGAAGUAAUAAAUAAAGAGUAAAAUGAGAAAUAAAAAUGCCAACAAAA
Molecule: messenger RNA, 7557 nt
Organism: Lutzomyia longipalpis
Lineage: Eukaryota; Metazoa; Arthropoda; Insecta; Diptera; Psychodidae
Gene: disp
Product: protein dispatched
Exons: 6
Coding region: 222-3722 (1166 amino acids)
Cellular component (GO): membrane
Source: RefSeq, a predicted model, not a curated record